This is a messenger RNA of Fusarium sp. VM40, 564 nucleotides long. Lineage: Eukaryota; Fungi; Ascomycota; Sordariomycetes; Hypocreales; Nectriaceae. The record is from the annotation of a GenBank genome assembly.
AUGUCCCGAACCGUUCAGUUCCCCAACGAGGAGGCUCGCAGCUCUGAGACCUUUGAGAGAACUCUUCCCCUGAACCUCAACUUUAAUGACCCUGAGGACGUGAUCCCCAUUCCUACCAUCUACGCUUCACGCGCUGUUAUGGACGUCUACAUCGAAAAGGUCGUUGACAAGAUGAAGGAGGUGCGAGAAGAGUUCAGUGUCACGGCAGCUAAGGGACUCACCGAUUCUGAUCACGUCUGCACCGUUAUCCAAGCUGCUCAAGUUGUUGUCGACGCCAUGGUUCUCAGUGUCAGACGACACUAUCACCAGCGAGAGGAAGGUCUUCGCACCCGACGCGAGCGUGAGUACGCUGCAAUUAGCAGAGCUGGCUGCUUCAAUCGCAUCAAGCGCACCUUCGUCACUAUCUCCUACAGUAUGGAUAUUCACGCCCUGAUCAUGAAGAUGGAGGAGGAAAAGCGCACUACUAUCCUCCUCGAUGCGUUUAAGAAACUGCGCCUUCACAGCCAAAUCGCGGCACUCACCGAGGGAGGCAGCGAACCUCACUGGAACUGGAGUCUUUCUUAA